AUGUUACGGUCGAUAUUGCCCUCGCUGCUGCUGGCCGCAGCAGCCUGGGCCAAGGCGCCUUCACUCCAGGUUCACGACGAUACCUUCAUUCCAGAUGCCGUCCUACGAGUGACCGAGGGCCCCACAAGCAUAGGAUGUAUCCAAAGAGACUCGGUCGUCGUCAACGGGACGGUACCGGGCCCGCAGCUAUCAUUCGUCUCGGGCAGUGUCGUGUGGAUCCGUGUCUACAAUGACAUGCCCAAUGAGAAUCUCACAAUGCAUUGGCACGGUCUGACCAUGGCAACUGCCCCAUUUUCCGACGGGAGCCCAGCUGCGAGUCAGUGGGCCAUUGCGCCUCUGAAGUUCUUCGACUACGAAAUCAACCUGGCCGACAUCAAGCCGGGAACGUACUUCUACCAUUCCCACGUCGGCUUCCAAGCCAUCACUGCCACGGGGUCUUUGAUCAUCACCGACAAGCCGGGCGAGUCACCGCCUUAUGAAUACGACGACGAGCGAGACCUUGUAUUCACCGACCUGUACAACACCACGGACCAUGAUAUGGAAGGUGGGCUUGGCGCGAACCCAUUCAAGUGGACCGGCGAGGUCGGCGGCGUUCUCAUCAACGGCCACGGCAUCUCGUCGUACACCUCGACCAACGACGACGACAGCUGCAGCCUGGCGCGGAUUUCGGUCGAUCCGGGAAAGACGUACCGCCUACGGCUCAUUGGCGCGACCGCUCUCUCUUUCUUUACCAUGGCCAUUGAGGACCACAACCUAACCAUCAUCGAGGCCGACGGCGCCUACACGGAGCCUGUAGACGUGUCCUUUGUCCAAGUUGGCAAUGGCCAGCGCUAUUCGGCACUCCUCAAGACGUGGACUUGCGACCAGCUCGCCGGAAAUGCUGCCCGCGGCCGCCACCAAUUCUAUCUUCAGCUCGAGACGCGCGACCGUCCGAGCAGCCUGACGACCUAUGCCGUCCUGGAUUAUGGUACUGCCUGUGGAGGCCCCCCGUCCUAUGCGUCCCGCCAGAUUGGUGGCAACUGGCAUGGCAACAGCAACAAGUACGGCGGUGGCGGCGGUGGCGGCGGCGACGGCGGCAACAACUACGGAAGCACCAACAGCAGCAACAACUUCGGCCCGCUCUCGACAAAGACGCCGCCGAAGACGCCUCCAAUGCAGCUGCCACCGACGGUCCAAGGCUGGCUGGACGACGAGCUCCAUCCCCUGACGCCGCGGCCGGACUUCCCCACGGCGGACGAAGUGACGCGGACGGUGGUCAUGGACAUCUACCAGCUCAACAACGGCGGGCGGAUCCAGUGGACGCAGAACGACAUCUCGUGGUACGAGGAAACUCCGCGGGUGCCCUACCUCGUCGCGCUCUACACCAACAGCAGCCAAUGGCUGCCCGACUACGAGACGGCCGUGGCCAGCGGCACGGGACGCGACGCGCGGGUGGCGGCGUGGCCGGCCAAGAUGGGCGAGGUGCUCGAGAUCGUCAUCCAGAACACGGGCAGCUACUCGGGUGGCGUCGACAGCCAUCCAAUGCACUUCCACGGCGCCCACUAUUUUUACCUGGGCAGCGGGCCCGGCACGUACGACAGAGCGGCCAACGAGGCCAGGCUGGCCGGCCGCACGCCGGUGACGAGGGACACGACGAUGCUGUACCGGUACAGCGAGAAGGAGGAGCCGAAGAAGGAUCACAGCUGGGUAGCGUGGAGGAUCAGGGUGGAGCAACCGGGUGUGUGGAUGCUGCAUUGCCACAUCCUGCAGCAUAUGAUCAUGGGUAUGCAAACGGCGUGGGUGUUUGGCAACUCCUCGGACAUCCUUACGCUGCCGCUGCCCAUGGUCGAAGGAUACCUGGUGUACGGCGGCAACGUGCUUGGAGAUGACGACAAUCCACCUAGCGUGGUUCAUUUCUUCGAUAACGAUAACGAGAAUUAA
Lasiodiplodia theobromae is the source of this 1920-nucleotide messenger RNA. RefSeq names its product L-ascorbate oxidase protein. The coding region runs from base 1 to 1920 and encodes 639 amino acids. Lineage: Eukaryota; Fungi; Ascomycota; Dothideomycetes; Botryosphaeriales; Botryosphaeriaceae. The transcript has 3 exons. Gene Ontology annotation, molecular function: oxidoreductase activity; copper ion binding. The record is from RefSeq and is a predicted model, not a curated record.